Debaryomyces fabryi is the source of this 2427-nucleotide messenger RNA. It is a transcript of the gene USO6, whose product is annotated as Uso6p. The transcript has a single exon. Bases 1 to 2427 code for a protein of 808 amino acids. NCBI's taxonomy places the organism in Eukaryota, Fungi, Ascomycota, Pichiomycetes, Serinales, Debaryomycetaceae. The record is from RefSeq and is a predicted model, not a curated record.
AUGGGUUGGAGUGAUUAUCUUGCAGCUGCUGGUUGCCUUGGAACAGCUAUUACAUAUGAACUCUAUCGGUCUAAAAUUACGGAAUAUGAGAACGUAUUAACUGAGCUAUAUGGGAAGAUCAAUGAUUUGGAACUUCAACUUGAACAAGAAUGCCUACAAGCGAAUAGCACAUUCAGUACGGAACAGGAAUACAUUAGAACUGGUUAUACUUCCAAAGACUUUAAUUCAGAAGCUGAGAAAAUAGAUGAGGAGAGAAAAUCGCUUGCUAAACUUGAAGAUGUUAACCAAGUAUUGAAAAGUAACGUCUCCCAAAUGAGACAUGAGAAAAUCCAAUUGGAAAAGAAAUUGAAGCAGUUUCAGGAUAAAAUUGAUAGUUUAGAAACUGAUUUACUGAAAGCUAGUUUAGACAAGGUGUCAUUAAAAGAACUGUACCACUUCAAAUUGAAUAAUGAAAUUGAGAAGCUAAUCACUUCACGGGAUUUAGAAAUUGCAAAUUUGCACGAUACAGUGAAAAGCUUAAACAAGGAGAAGGAGAAACUCAGUGAAGUUAAUUCCAAGUUAUCUGAAGAUAAUAAAAAACAUGCCUUUGAAAUUGAUCAAAAUGUGAAAGAGAUUAGCCUUUUGAGCAAGCAAAAAGCUAGUAACGAAGAUAAUAUUGGGAGCUUGAAUACAAAAUUAAACAAAUUGGAAUUAUUGAAUGAGAGAAAUGAGAUAGAAUUAGGUAAAAAGGAGAAGAAGUUGAACGAGUAUGGAAAGGAGGUUUCUGAAUUGAACGACAAAUUAAAUUCUAAUAAAGAAGAACUUUCAAGGUUGUUAUGUGAAGUUGAAAAUUCUCAAAAAAGUAUAACCGGCAAGGAAGAGUUGCUCGCUAUAGGAAAGCAAGAGAUUGCACUAUUGAAGAGAGAAAUAGAAUAUCAGUGCAAGCUUUUGGAAUCUAAGAGUGUAUCCCUAAACAAAACUAUUGAAAAACAGGAUAGUUUUAUGAUUGAAUAUAAGGAACUUGGAUACGAAAUUGAUCAGCUAUUUGAAGAAGUCUUCGAAAUCGAAAAGAACUCCAACGAAGGAAACCGGAAUUCGGAUGAGGACUCUAGAUCUGAAGAGUUUGAAAUCGUAAAGUAUAAUGAAAGCAAGCGGUCUUCAGAAGACUUCGAGGAAGUAGAUAUCGAAGAUGCUAAGAAGACUUCAAGUGAGUCUUCUGAAGAUCAUGAACAAAAGAAAGAGGAUAGCCAAAUAGAAGAGAAAAGCUUAAGCAAAAACAUGGAAAGUUCCGAAGGGUCCGAAGUUGAGCCAGAUAAGGACAUUGAACUCAAAGGUUUUGAGCCGACAAUUAAUGAAUCGUUCAAAAAUAGUCUCCGAAAAAUUCAAAGAGUAAGAGAGUAUAUUAAAAGUUUCAAAUCCGCUAAAAAUGACAGCGUGUCUAAGCACCAGGACAAAAUCCGUCUUCUUCAAAGGAUAAAUUCGAUACUUGGUGAACGCAAAGAGUUGAAAAUUGCAUUAUCUUCUGAUACAACACAGAAAUUAGAGGAUGAAAGCAGCAACGAAUCCCUGGGGGAUCAAAAUUUUGAACUACAAUUAGAAAAUAAUCUAAAAUCGAUCAUGCUGCAAAUAUCCGAGAAAGAAAAGCAGAUUAAAACCCUAGAGUCGAAAUUGGAGGUCAGAGUUAAAGAGUUUGAUACUUUUAAGCAGGAGAAGAAACAAUUAGAACUGGCUCAUAAUAAUGACAGAAAAACCCUUACUGCGCGGGAAAGCGAAAUCGAUCGUUUGAACCAGGAAUUAGCCAAAUUACCCACUGCGACAAAGGAAAUUAGCAAUUUAAAUGCCGAAUUAUCCGCAAGAAGUGAACAAAUUCACACCCUUGAAAGGGACAUACAAAGACUAGUGCAUGAUCUACAGUCUAGCAAUGCGAAGGUCGAGAAUCUGCCAGCAGCACAUAACCCCACCAAUUCCAAUAUAUCUGAACCACUCACCGGCGAUGACGACAUAAAACUGUCAGGAGCCGAAUUGCAGAUCUCACCUGACCUCUCCAAACAGUCCCAGCCCCUAGAUGAAGAAAAGCUACAUACUCAAAAAGUGACACCUUUGCAUUCUGAGCCAAAAAUCCCUUCUGAGUCUUCUGAGUCUGCCCGGAACGAGUUAGGUGGAAUACCUGAAACAGAAGUCAGUACUUCUACAUUGAGGCUGCAGUCUGCUAAGCGAAGCACAAAAGAGAGCAACACCAGCGAAGAAGUUGUGCACUCGGAUAAUUUUACACCUCUUUCGGAAGAAAAAAAAGCUUAUCAACACAAAAUUGACGAACUUACCCGUCAGUUACAAGAAGCCAACUCGAAGAUUGCCAAGCAGCAUAAAGUAAUUUCCAAGAAUCUUGAAUUACUAAAAGAAUCAAGGUCCCGUUCAUCUUCACCAAUGACGUCUCCUACCAAAUCUUAG